Molecule: messenger RNA, 2184 nt
Organism: Glycine soja
Lineage: Eukaryota; Viridiplantae; Streptophyta; Magnoliopsida; Fabales; Fabaceae
Product: transcription repressor KAN1-like
Exons: 6
Coding region: 413-1663 (416 amino acids)
Biological process (GO): regulation of DNA-templated transcription; abaxial cell fate specification
Cellular component (GO): nucleus
Molecular function (GO): transcription cis-regulatory region binding
Source: RefSeq, a predicted model, not a curated record
CUUUUGUUUAUAUUAUAUGCACCACCACACAUCUCUCUCUAUGGUUUUGUGAAGCUGAGAAAGUGCCUUCUCUUUCAAAGAAGAUAUAUUUCAUAUCCCCACUUUGCACCUCUUCAAUUAAUCACCUUAACUGAUUAAUAUUCUAGCUGAUCCUCUUUUUUUUUUUGUUUUUUUGCUUUAGGGAUUUCUCUUUAUAUAUAUCAAAUUUCAAUCUAUAGUGGAGGAAUAAAUAUACACCCCCUCCCCCCACAAAUUCUGAAUUCUCCUUCUUGGUCUCUUAGGUUGAGAGUGGUUUUCUUUUCUUGUCUUGUUCCCUUUCAUUUCAAGGUUGUUAUAGCAUAUAGCAUACUAUAUACUAUAGCUUGAAUUGAAAUCAUUUCUGGGAAUAUAGUAGCUAACUAAAGAAAAAAAAAUGCCCCAGAAUAAGAUUUUCCAAGACCAACAACAAUCAUCGAAUCCGAUUCCUGAUCUUUCCCUUCACAUUAGCCUCCCAAACAGUGCUCCUUCUUCAAUUUGCAGUGAAGGGGAUUCACCCUUUGAUGCUGAAGGCCUCAAAUCACACAGUGAUGGUUCAAUCAAAGGUAGUAGUAGCCCUUAUUAUCACAUAGACACACAACUUUCCUUAGCCAACCACACAAGUACUAUUUCUACUCCCUCUGAGGCUGAAAGCACCUGGAGGAAGAGAAACUUUGUUAGGCUUUGUCAUGGGGUUUCUCAUGAGGGUCAAAUAAGACUCAUCAAUGGAAUCCCUCUCUACAGUAACCUUUCUUCUUUGGAUAACACUAGUAGCACUAUUAAUAUUCCCUCAAUAGAGAGAAACCAAUUACCCACCAACAAGUUUUCCUUUUCUUCUCUAUAUGCACUUCCACACCCUCCUUCAGCUCCUAAUUAUGGUAAUAAUAAUGGUGUUGUUUUUGGGGGUGUAGCAGUAGAACCAAUCUCAAGGUUUCGUGAGAUGACCAUGGAGAGUGCUCUAAGACCCCAACAAGUUCCGUACUUUGAUUACCCACACCAGCAGCAGCAUCAGUUUGGGAGUAGUAAUAUUGGAGCUUCUGAUUUUUCGAAUGGAUUUGUGAGGUCGAGAAUGUUUUCAAGGCAGCAAAGUAAUAAGAGGAACAUGAGGGCUCCAAGAAUGCGUUGGACUAGUUCUCUUCACAAUCGCUUUCUUCAUGCUGUUGAGCUACUUGGUGGCCAUGAAAGGGCUACUCCUAAGUCAGUUUUGGAGCUCAUGGAUGUCAAAGAUCUAACACUAGCUCAUGUCAAGAGUCAUUUGCAGAUGUAUCGGACUGUUAAGAACACUGACAAACCUGCAGCUUCUUCAGAUGGGGAUGAGGAUUUCAUGUCCCUAACAGUACCAAAUGAUCAAAAUAAGAAUUUUUUACCCAAUCAGAGAGGAACUCCAAAUGCAUCUAUAGAUAAUGAUAUGGGCUACACUUCCAGCAAUCUAUGGGUUAAUUCUUCUUCCAGUAGAGGAGCACGGAUUCAAGCUAAUUCUCGAGAUUUGGAUGAGCUUAGUCCACAAGAAAUCCUAUCAUCUCAGCAUACUGGGAAACUUUCUGAGGGUAGCAACUACAUACAAACAAGAAGCUUCGACAUGGAUCAAAAUCCAAGCUUGGAGUUCACCUUAGGGAGAUCAAAUUGGCACAACAAUGAACAUGCCUAAUUUUAAUUGGUUUACAUAUGAUCACUUUAUUGCUAGCCAAAAUAGAAAAGAUUAAUAUGCACAGGUAUAUAAAUUAAUAUAUAGGUAGUUCUUUUGUCAAGACAAAGAUGUCUGCACUUUCCACAAAUCUAAAAGCAUCUCUGUAUAUUCUUUUUGGGCCAAAGCUUAUUAGGUUGUGUUAGUCAUUAUAUAAAUGUUAUAGUUAAAAGUAAAAGUUGAAGAAAGAAAGGAAUCAGAUGUAUAAUAAGGCCUUUGUUCCCUCUUUUUUUUUUUUUUUUCUUUCUUUUUCUCUCCUUUUCUCUAGAGGUUCCUACAUAUUUGUCCAUAUACAACUUUUUUUAGGCUCAUUUUGAUUCCUGAGUGAUCAUCAGUGUGUGUGAAAGCUUGAUAGCUGUUAUCUAUCAUUUGUAUACUUUUGUUCCUUGAUUUUAUCCUUGACUUGUGCACAAGGGGAUAUCAUCAAAGCUAAAAAGCAGUGAUGGGUGUGAAAGAUUUGAAGAAUAUAUUAGUGAGUUUUCUUU